This is a messenger RNA of Sabethes cyaneus, 7362 nucleotides long. RefSeq names its product latrophilin Cirl (gene Cirl). Gene Ontology annotation, molecular function: carbohydrate binding; G protein-coupled receptor activity. The transcript is spliced from 3 exons. The coding region runs from base 2392 to 5871 and encodes 1159 amino acids. Lineage: Eukaryota; Metazoa; Arthropoda; Insecta; Diptera; Culicidae. The record is from RefSeq and is a predicted model, not a curated record. Gene Ontology annotation, cellular component: membrane.
CAGAGCUGACGGUCGCAUUUUGUGGUGUUCCGCCGUGGUACUAUUUUCGAGUCGGAUCCUUUUGGCAAAAAUUAACACAUCCGGUGCCAGGUGUAAUGCAAAGCUGUUCUACCGGUAGCCGUUAGUGAUUUUCGACGGGAACUGUUGCCGAUAUCCUUGGGAAAGUGACGAAAAUUGUGUUGUAAAAGUGACCCCCUUUGUUUCGUCGCGCAACCAUUGAAAACCAUUCCAGAAGCAGUCUUCGUGGUCGUCGUCGUCGUCGCCGUUGUCGCUGUAGUGAGAAGGAACAGAAAAGGGCAAAGAAGAAUAAGAAGCAAAAGUCGCUCACCACAUCACCUUAAUUUUUUUUACCCGUGUGCUGAAGCUUAUGCUGAGCGGUGUUCGGCUGUGUGAAAGAAGAAGAAGAGUGAGAAUCGCGUAUUAUGCUGCACUCUCGCGAGAUCCCAGUUUUAUGCUAAAGUGUGUUGGUACGAUCGUGAAGCUGCGAAUGUGCGCCUAUGUGAGUGAGCAAACCGUACAGCAUAGUUUCUAUAUCCUAAACGAAGUGUUGCCAUAGCUGGAAGGAAAAUACCUUACGAUACACGAAGGCUGAUGAGCUGCGAAGUGGCCGUUGGAAAUUUUCUACGAUGAAUGGUUUUGCGGUCUAUUGUUAUGCUGCGCUAGGAUAUUAGAUCAGCGGAAAUGAUACCGAACAAAGUGGAUAUUUCUUGCGGUUGAUAGUAUCUGGCAUUGAUAAAGGUCUUGUGCGGUCCCACCACCGGAGUCUCCCAACAGAUUGCAUCGAGAAAGAAUUGAAACAGCGAAAAUAAUAAUAAUAAAAAACGGCACAAAAAAGUGAGUGAGAUUCCCGUUAGGUCACUGCCGACCGUCCGUCAGCGCGUCCAGCGGUGUGUUCACGGCGAGCUUGUGUCGGCUUUGCCCUUUUGGCUGCCCGUGAGUGGUCCCCAUGAAACUGAACCGAACUGGCACCAACACUAGUAAGUUGUUGGAGCUCGCAGAACGCAUACCAUACCACUCGGCCUGAUGGGCGGCCAUCAGGCAGCAGAGAGUGAAUGAGUGUGAGCCUGUUGGCCUGAGUAGCAGCGGCAGCAUCAUAGCUAGUCGUUCGUUGGCAGGACGGAGAGAGCAUAAAAGUGAUGGAUUAACACAUAAAAGGUGCUAAAAAAUUCUUGGAAAACGCAAAGCGGGUUUUCCACUUUGAAGCGCGGUGAAAGAGAAAAUGGUCCCGGCGAACUGUGGAGAGCUGUCGUCAUCGUGUCACCGCGACCGUCAGGACCGAAGAAAUUAGCGUCGUUUAGCCUCUGGAGACCUGUGCAGUAACGACUAGACAAGAGAUUGUAGAAGGUGUGAAAGGACGUCGUAUAUUUCCCUCGAGGGGAAUAAAAGGGAUUCAUCUAGAAAGUGCUACACAAUAAUCCGUGUGGUCCCGCACGGUUGAUUCGAUUCGGUUCGGUACGGUGAAAAUACCUAAGACAAAGCCGUGUGCCGGUGUGUGGAAGUGGCUAGUUACGGUCUGUGUGUGAAUGUGACACUCACGAUCCGCCGUGACCACCGUCCCGUGUCGACGGUUUGUGAUUCUGUAUAGUCAGAGCAGCUAGCGGGAAGGUAGGAGCGCACUACUGGUGGAUUGGAAAGUGAAUGAGAAAAAAAUAGAAGAAGAGAAAAUGAUAGUACUACCUAUACUAGCGUGUAGUGAUGAAGUAAGCUCAAAAGAAAGUUGAUUUUUGUUGUUAUUGCCGUUGUUGGUGUUGUUGAUGUUUUGCGUGUUCGAUUGCUCCCUUAGCGAGGAGUUGUAUUUCGGCUUGAAGGUUUUUGCCUGCUGUAGACGACAAUUGUGACACCGAACGCUGUUCCGUGCCGUACCAAUCUAGAAGCUACGAGACGAGAGGCAGUGUUUGAAGUUAUGUAAUCCUUCGGGCAUGGAUUCUGCCGGGCCCAGUGAUUGAUGAGCGAACGCAAUUCGCUAUCGGGUUGGCGCUGUCCAACGUUAGCAGGCGUUUCCGCCAUUGGUUUUGCACCAGUAGCGACAACAGCAGCGGUCGCCGCACAGCAGCCGUAGCAGCAGCAGCAGCAGCAGCAGCAGUAGCAGAACUUCAGCAGUACUAGUGUACGAUGGAGAUUCAACGAUCAAAACAGAUAAUUCGCAAUCACCGGAACAGUAUGCAACGAGAGCAGCACCACUUCCACCAUUACUACUAUCAGCAGCAAGAGCAACAGCAGCAACAGCAGCAGCAGAAGCAGUCGCCCCAGCAGGGCAACCGACGGCAGAACAGUACUAUCCCGAACUCGAUUAGCAGCGCCGAGUGGGAAUGAUAUGCAUUGGCAAUCGUUAGACCCAACCCAGCAGCACAGGUGGAAAGAAUCCGAAUCGACAGCGACCAGAUAGCAGCAAUGAUUCGAACUCAGCAACAGAAGAAGACAGUAUUUGGCAGUGGCGGCAGUAUGAAAAGGAGGAGUAGUAACAGUAGCAACAGUAACAAUAACAAUCGUAGCAGAAGAAGACGAAGGUUUCGGUUCCCGGCGGCCAGCUGUUUCCAUUGGAGCGUUUGGAGCAGUGUGGCAUUUUUGUUGAUGACGCUCCCGUCGCUCAAUCUUGCCAUAGCGCCCAUGUACGAGACAGCGUAUGCCUGCGAGGGCAAAACUUUGAUGAUUGAGUGCGAAAAUGGCGAUCUGAUCAAUCUGAUCCGGGCCAACUAUGGCCGGUUUUCCAUCACAAUCUGCAACGACCACGGGAAUGUGGAUUGGAGCGUUAAUUGUAUGUCGCCGAAAAGCUUGCGCGUGUUGCACUCCAAGUGCGCCCAGAAGCAGAACUGUUCGGUUCUUGCUUCGACCAACAUGUUCGGAGAUCCGUGUCCGGGUACGCACAAGUAUCUGGAGGCGCACUACCAGUGUGUUUCGGCUGCACAAUCCUCAACGACAACCAACCGACCGAGUCCGCCGUGGUUGAAGACAUCGCAGCCGAUCGUAUGGAGCACCUCAACGGUGCGGAAUCCGGUGCUCAGCAAGCUGAACUUUUCCGACCCAUUGGCGGGUUUCGGAGUAACUUCUUCGGCCGUAACCAGCAGUGGCGUUACGACAGGAGUGAAAGUGAAACCAACGGCACCCUACAAGCAGCAAACCUUAAUGGUGAACAACCAACAAUCGUCGCCAUCGUUUCGCCAGAAGGGAUUCGACAACAAAAGUGUGAACGAUGAUCUUGCCAUCAUCAAGCAGAUUAGUGAUGCGGUCGGCAGUGGUGGUAGAAAAAAUUCCGGUGCUGCCCCCGAAGACGAUGAAGAUUUCGGUGACGAUGAAGACUAUUUUCCGACACAAACGGCAGUAUUAUCCAAUGUUAAUAGAGAGAGCAGUGGCGGUAGCAAAGGCUACGGUGAAAGCAAUGUUCCGAUUGGUGGAAAUCCUAGCAGUAAGAAGAAUGAUAAUCACGACUCACCCAGCAGCAGCAGUAGUGGUAGUAGCAAUAGUGGUAGUAAUAGUAAUAGCAAUAGCAUAAGCGGUGGCAUCGGUGGGAACGAUAGUGGUAACGCUGUGAACAAUGUGUUAGAUGUGAGUCAUGCUUGCGGUCCGACGACGGCACGCUCCUUGUUCUGGAAUGUGACACGCGUGGGAGAAGCGAAUGUACAGCCCUGUCCCGGUGGGGCCACCGGUAUUGCCAAGUGGCGAUGCGUAGCAAUAGGAUCACUGACGCCCGAACAGCGUCUGCAAUUGCAGCACGAGCAGCAACAGCAACAAUCAUUUCUAGAUGAUAAUAACAAAAGUGAUAUUAGUUUUAAUAGCAAUCUUAGCGGUAGUAGAAGCGGAGGGGCCGGUGGAGCUGUGGCCACGUGGUACUCAUAUCAGCCGGAUCUAACGCAGUGUCGAUCGCUGUGGCUCAACAGCCUGGAGGUCCGAGUCAAUCAGCAGCAGGACUCGUCGCUGAUAUCGAUUGCGAACGAUCUGUCGCAGGUCACCAGCAGCAAGACCCUGUACGGCGGGGAUAUGCUGGUCGCAACCAAGAUCAUUCAAACCAUGUCCCAGAAGAUGCAUUUUGACAUCGAAACGAUCCCCGACCAGCGGCAAAGAGAAACACUGGUUUAUGAACUACUGAAUAGUGUGGUAAAAACGGGAAGCAAUCUAUUGGAUCAAUCUCAGCACGCCAGCUGGCUGGAUUUGAGUGUCGAGGAUCAAAUGCGGGUCGCAACGUCACUGCUAACGGGAUUGGAGGAUAAUGCAUUCCUGUUGGCCGAUACCAUUCUACGAGAGCGACACGUAGUGCAAAAAGUUAAAAACAUUCUCCUAUCGAUACGGGUUUUAGAGACGCGAAACUUUGUUAAGAACGAAGUUUUCCCUGACUCGAGCCAAGAGCGUUGGCACGUCAGUGACGAUCUGAUCGAGUUGCCCAAGGCAGCACUGAUCGAGAACAGUGAGGGUGGCUUGGUUCGAAUAGUUUUCGUAGCAUUCGAUCGGCUCGAGCAGAUUCUGAGGCCACAAUUUAGCAACGUUCACCAGUCGCGGGUAGAUCAGAACAAACUGGAACAGGAUGACACCGGUAGCAAUCCGACGGCUGGCGUAAAAAGUGAAACAUCAACCACGCCUCGACAGCGAUUGCUCAACAGUAAAGUGAUUUCCGCAAGCUUGGGUAAGGGACGCCAUAUUCAACUUUCCCAACCCAUCCGAAUGGUUUUGAAACACUUGCGAACGAAAAACGUAUCCAAUCCUACGUGCGUCUUCUGGAACUACAUUGACCACGCAUGGUCCGAGGACGGCUGCUACGUGGAACACACCAACGCUACGCACACAGUUUGCAUGUGCAACCAUUUGACCAACUUUGCCCUGCUGAUAGAUGCAAUCGACGAAACGCAACUCUCGCUACUCUCCAUCAUUGACGACGAUAUUAAAAUUUUAAUCUACAUCAGCGUGGCAAUCUGUCUGGUGAUUAUCGUGGUGGCACUGUUUUCCCUAAAACUAUUCAACGGUGUGUUUGCGAAGGUACGCAACAGCAGCCGGAGGCACCACCAGGCAUCAACGGCCAACAAUAAUGCGGCCGAUUUGCAUUUGCCCAACCACCUGCAACACCAUGGACUAAUAGGCACCGGGCAGCAUCAUCAUUUGGGAGUCGGCGGUGGCGCCGAUCAUCUGGACGUCAGCAUCCACCAGCAUCAGCUUCCGCACCAGCAGCAGCAGCAGCAACAGCAGCAACAACAGCAGUACAGUAGUGGACUAAUGGCCGCCGACAGUGGUCACCUGAUGCGUCCAGCGCACCACCACAACCAUCAUAACAAUAACAAUUUGGUAACAACCACGUUCAACAAUCUGGCACCCGGUGCCGGCGGUCCUCCCGGUGUAGGACCGCUCGGUGUCGGCUAUGAAACUGCCACCCACCAUCGGCUAGCGGUACAGGAGCGACUCAAUAACAAUGUAAAUUCCCCCAAUAAUCACGCUUUGACAUAUCGCGCUAAUAAUAAUAAUCAAAUCAAUUUAUUACGUUCAGCAAAUCAGCAGCCGCAGCAAACUACUGCUGCUACCUUACAAACCACAUCAUCAACAUCUAUAAUCGCCACUGCCACCGGGCAUGGGAUCGGUGGCGGGGGCGGUGCCAGUAUAGGUGGCGUCAGCAGCAGCAGCAGCAGCACCGGUGGCAGCAGUGGCGGUGCUGAGAUGGCCGUGUACAAUUUGACCGAAACGGGCACUGCCACUGCCACCUCGACGUCGUCCAGCGUGGCGGCUAUCAGUGCGAGCAGCAUACCGCUGCUGCAUCACCACCAUCAUCACCAUUUGCACCAUCAUCUGCAUCAGCAUCACCAUCUGGGCGAUGGUGGUGGCGGUGGCGGUGGCGGUGGCAGAGGCAGUAUCAGUGGCGGAAGCAUCGCUAGUAGCGGUAAGCGGAAUUUGUAACGAAAGCCGAGCGAGAGAAAGCGAGAGCGAGAAGGAGUGUGACAGUGACAGAAUGGAAGAACGGAAGGACGAAAGAGUAAGACCAUGUUUAGGAUGUGCUUAGUCUAUAUGUAGAAUUCUUUUUUUCCGUUAAAACUUGUACAGACCCGGCGGGGGAACGAUCCUUUUCCCCCCGCACACUGAUAUUGCUGUUCGAAGCUCAAUAGAAGCAGAAAAAGAGUGUGGAAACUCGCGUUGUUAUUGUGUAACGAUACAAUUCCUAUUGGAACGUGAAGAAAACUUAGCAUAUAGCAUAUAUAGGAAGACAUGUGUUUCCGGUGACGUGCUGCCAUUGGUUGAUGAGAGAUGAUGGGGGUAUAAAUUGCUCGCAAUUUCCUUCUUGCCUGAAUCCUUCCGCGGUUCUGCUCAUAUAUAUACGAAUGAGCCGAUUCCGCUGGAUGUGCUGUUCCUAAGUCUUGUUUCGUUCCAUGUACAGAAAGCUUAGAUUGGUUGUUAAAUUAUUUAGAUUUCUUGCCUGUAAUCGUCGGACGUGAAUUAUGCGAAAAUGUGAUUUGCUUUACCGCGAUGGAUCGGAAUUGACAGAAUGAUUGAUGUUACUGGGUUGUGAUUUGAAUGUGAUUGUCGAAGCGCGUUUCGUAAGAUUUAUGCCUGCUUUCUUGAAUGCGUAAUGUGUGUGUAAAAUGGUAAUCGAAUGGUCCGCCGCGUGGUUUACCUUUAUUUCCGAGCACUGGGCCACUAGCACUCGAUUUUAUGUACAGUUAACUUUUACUCUAUUUCACGAUCAGCAAAACGCCAGUGUACCAGUCGGACUCAAACAGCAAAUUUUCACAUGAAGCACAGCAUUAUGUAGAUCAUUGUUUAUAUUCGCUAGCAUGUUAGUUGUUUUUUUAGUUAGCUUCUAAACGCACAUAAUCCUAACACGCUCUCUUACCCAGUCCAUCGACGAUCUAUCAUCCCGCAAAACGAUUCAAAAGGUAGCUAUAACUUCGUAUUAAGAUUAUCGAAUAUUGAGAAGAUGCGAAAGAGAACGAGAAAGCGAGAUAGCUAAAGAUCCGUACAUUUUUGAUUACAAUACAAUCGGAAAUAACGAGUGUCCAGCGCUUAGCGUCGCUUGGAUGUGAUGAUGGAUGUGUUGGGACAGGGCUUUUUAUUACCCUGCACUGCGAACCUUUCUCGGAGCGGAGAAAGGUCAUUUUCCUUAGGCCGCUUUUUAAAAACCAGCUCUGUUGCCAACCCAUCCGUCAGUUGAAAUGAAAAAAAUAAAUAAUAAAAAAAACAGGAAUGGUGUACAAUGUGAAAAGAAUCGAACACAAACUAUAGGGUUAUAAUGUAUCACAAAAUGAAAACGUCAUUAGGUUUAGCUGCCACAAGAUUUAUUGUUUAUUUUACAUAUGAUUUUUUAAAUUAAUAUACACAGGAUGCCCUUGAUUAACUGAUACGCUACUUUGUAAUGUAUCGAUGUCAAUAUGAAAAAGGUGAAAAUAUAUAAAU